Molecule: messenger RNA, 2069 nt
Organism: Sebastes umbrosus (honeycomb rockfish)
Lineage: Eukaryota; Metazoa; Chordata; Actinopteri; Perciformes; Sebastidae
Product: sulfotransferase 2B1-like
Exons: 6
Coding region: 159-1022 (287 amino acids)
Biological process (GO): sulfation
Cellular component (GO): cytoplasm
Molecular function (GO): sulfotransferase activity
Source: RefSeq, a predicted model, not a curated record
GCUGUGCUGUCUCACUCCCGGCGGUGCAUCCGCUCUGGGCGGGCGGGGGGCUGACCUUUGCACAACACCGGAGAGAGUUUAUAAGCUAGACCAAGGGAGACUACCAGUGUACAAUAUACAAAUCAUUCCAGCUCCAGCUCAUUUUCCUGCUCUGAACUAUGACUGAGGCAGAGCUUCACACGCUGUACAAGGGGGUCUACAUGCCUUCACAUCUGCACACUCCACAGAGCCUGAAAUACUACGAAGAGUUCACUUUUCGCCCAGAUGAUAUCAUCAUUGUAACGUAUCCCAAGUCAGGUACGACUUGGAUGCAGGAGAUUGUCCCUCUGAUAGUGAGUGGAGGAGAUCCAGCUUCUGUUGAGACUCUUCAUAACUGGGACCGUGUUCCCUGGCUGGAGCAGACUCGGGCCUGCAUCCUUAACCUUGAAGAGAGGCCGUCUCCACGACUGUUAACUACACAUUUCCAGUACAACAUGAUACCUCCAUCUUUCUUUGAAGUUAAGCCAAAGGUCAUCUAUGUGAUGAGGAAUCCCAAAGAUGUGUUUACGUCUUCCUUUCACUAUCGUGGGAUGGUAGCCUACCUGAUCAACCCAGGCCCACAGGGAGAGUUCCUCCACAAGUUCCUUGAUGGAAAAGUUAUGUUUGGCUCGUGGUUUGAUCAUGUAAAGAGCUGGCUGAAUACUGAAGAUAAAGAGUGCAUAAUGCACAUCUCCUAUGAAGAGAUGAUAAUGGACCUGAAGGACUCUGUGGCCAGAAUCGCUCAGUUCUUGCAGAAAUCUCUGGACACUGAGGUGAUAGAGAAGAUAGCGGACCGAUGUUUGUUCAAGAACAUGAAGCAGAACAACAUGUCCAACUACUCUGCUGUGCCUCUUGAAUUCAUGGACCAGACAAAGUCUGAAUUUCUCAGGAAGGGAAUUGCUGGAGACUGGAAAAACCAACUAACAGUGACAGAAGCUGAGUACUUUGAUGCUGUUUACAAAGACGAAAUGAAAGAUGUCGAUUACAAAUUUGUAUGGGAUUAAAAAAUGGAAAUACUUAAAGGUGCACUGUGUGGUAUUUGGCGGCAUCUAGCGGUGUGGUUGUGUAACCCACCCAAAAUCUUCAUCAACAUUAUCAUCAUAAUCAUAAUUAUCAUAAUGUGAUAUGUAGUUUAAUUUUACAAGCUCACUUGAAUUUAAGUUUGGAAGAAAAGUGUUGAAUUGAUUUAUGCGUUUUCUAUUUCACUGCCUAAUCAGACACAGAUAGACCAGGCUAAGCCACUUUGUUUUGCUUGAGUCAGUUUAGUUUAAAACUAUAUGUUACCGUACAAUCGUAGUGAAUACAAACGUUCAGAUUAGCCGCACCGCUCGUCUUGGAGAUAGUGUGUGUGUGUGUUGUCUUUCAAUGUAUGACAUUUAUGCUAACUGUUGUUGCUUACUAUUAGUUAAGAUUUUAUAGUUAUGUGGCCAGUGUUUAAUGAUUUUACCGUGGUUAAGUUUGACUUUUAGCUCACAUGUAUGAAGGUGUAAUUGAGUCUAGCCUGUUUGUAGCUAAGAGCUGCGCAGUGUGUUUUCUUUUUGAGGCAUGCUGUAGAGGGAGAAGACGACACGUUAGCUCUCUGUAAGAAAAGGAAGAUAAGAUCCAGACCUGGGGAUAUUACAAUGUGGUGUCUGAAAACUUGUAUCUGUUGAAAUAGCCCGGACAUUGAGAGAGGUGUCGUGGUGUGAAGGAGGAGAGGAGCUGUUCCACUCUACAUAGAUUCCUAAAGCCAGGAGCGACUGUGGCUGGUGGAUUGCAGAUCUGGACUCCAGGCCUGAGCAGGACUUGGCUUUCAUUCCUACUAUUACACCAGUAAGAUCUUUCCAUCAUUUGGGAUUGGAAAGACCACCUCUAAAAUGACUUUUGGACUAAACUAAAAUAAAGACUGUAGUUGUGCACAACUAAAUUAAGAGACUAAAGUUGCAGCAAAACUUAAACAUUUUCUGGCCAGAUUUUUUAUUUUAUUUUUAUAUUCAUUUGUUAUUAUUUUUCAUUCUGAGUUAAUGUGGGGGUUGAUUGUUGAAAUUUUCAAUAAUAUUGGUACAAAAAAA